AUGAAUCUCUCAACACCUUGUUAUGAUUUGGGAAAAUUUCCUAAUGUAUAUGAACCAAGUGAGGACACUUUUUUAUUCUUAGAUGCACUUGAAGCAGAUGCCGCAUAUUUAAAAAGUACAAAGCCCGAGAUUAUAGCUGAAGUAGGUUCUGGUAGUGGGGUCGUUAUCACUGCUUUGUACCAAAUUUUUGGAACUUCUUGUGCUUACUUUGCUACUGAUAUUAAUCCACAAUGUUGUUUAGCUACUACAUUAACAAGUAAAUUAAAUAACUCCAGAGUGGAAUGUCUUACUAUGGACUUACUAAUUAACUUUAAACCAGCUCUUUUCGAUGUAAUUCUAUUUAAUCCACCAUAUGUUGUUACUGAUAGUCAAGAAAUGUCUGGAUUGGGAUUAAAUCGUUCAUGGGCAGGUGGAAAUUAUGGGCGGGAAAUUAUAGAUAAGUUAAUUAAAAAUUUACCUAAUUUACUUUCUAAAAAAGGUGUUUGUUAUAUGGUUUUAUUGAAAGAAAAUUGUGUUAAUGAUAUUGUUGAAAUGGCGAAAAUAAAUGGAUUUGAAAGUGAAAUAGUUAUUCAAAGGAAAAUUCCAGGAGAACAUUUGUAUGUCUAUAAGUUCUUUCGAUCAGUGUAA
Molecule: messenger RNA, 627 nt
Organism: Psylliodes chrysocephalus
Lineage: Eukaryota; Metazoa; Arthropoda; Insecta; Coleoptera; Chrysomelidae
Source: the annotation of a GenBank genome assembly